UUUCACGUCUCACUUCAUUAUUCGCUAAUGCAAGGAAGACGUUGAUCUUGCACUCCUUACUUAAUCAGUCUAAAUUGGGGAAUGCAGUGAUGAUGAAUUUUCUUUACUUUUUAAUACUCUUCUUCGUCACGCUUCCAAACGCAGAUUUCACAACUUGGCCUCUGGAGAGUAAAGGAUGUAAUGAGGAACUUGACAUUGAUAAUUGCUUAAUAAGAUUUUAUUGUUUUAAUGUAAUAUAUUGGAGUGCGGUUUAUAAUAAUUAUAAUUCUGUAGAUGGAUAUUCAAAUUACCAAUCAUUCAGAGAGUUUCGGUCAUUUUGCAACAAUGGAAAUUACUACACAAAAAUAGUUGUUAUGUUCAGAAGUGACAAUGAAAAAGAACUUGAAAGUUCAGUGUAUAGCAGUGACACGACUGAAAGACGUAGCGUCAAUGCUAUUUCUGAGUUGAACAUUAUUAACCAAAAUUAUAAUACAACACCCAACUUACCACAGAUGGAUCGACUACACAACUUGAAUUUAUCGCAUAAUAACAUAACUAAAGCAAAAUUAACGAAUCCUGUCAAUCUUUUUUCACUUACGGAAAUUGAUUAUUCGUAUAAUAAGAUUGUUGAUUUUGACGUGUCCGGAGAGUUUAAGUUUGUGAAUCUUACGUCCCUUAUUGUAUCACAUAAUGAAAUCACUAAAAUCCCUGAUGGGAUAUUUGAUGGAUUUUCCAAACUUAAAAAAUUAGAUAUGUCUUACAAUAUUAUUGAAAAUUUGCAAAUAGAGUCAUUUGAAGGCAUUAAGGCCUUAAUUAACUUAAAUCUGUCUCAUAAUAAUAUUAACGAUGUCGGUAAUUCCUUGUUCCGAUUCAAAAAGUUAAAAUAUUUGGAUUUAAGCUACAAUAAGAUACAGAUAAUAAAAACAGAUGGUUUCAAACAUUUACAAAGUUUGGAAACAUUAGACUUGAAAUUUAAUUCUUUAAUAGCUAUAGAAAAGACAAGUUUAGAAGCAAUGCCUGUUUUACGUUUUUUAAAUUUAAGUAAUAAUUUAUUGGAGUCUAUUGAAAAAGAUUUUUUCUUAAAUAAUAGUUAUUUGACAGAUGUUGAUAUUUCAAGUAAUAAUCUUCAUUCGUUACCGAAAUACUUAUUUAAAGACAAAACAUUGAUGACAUUUUCGAUCGAAAAAAACAAUUUGGAAGGUUCACUAGUAAAAGGUAUAUUCGAUGGGCUAACAUCAGUCACAUAUUUAAAUCUAACCAACCAAUUAUUAACUUCCAUCCAAGAUUUUGCUUUCUUUGGACUACAAAAAUUAAAAUGGCUCAAUUUAAGCAACAACAACAUCAGCAUUUUGUCUAAGAAAAGUUUCAGAACCGUUUUAAAUUUGAUAAACUUAGAUCUGUCAAAUAAUAAAAUUACCACUAUAAAUUUCGAAAAAGAUGAUUUGAUAAAUCUUAAACAUUUAUCAGUUCAAAAUAACUAUUUGAAUUACAUUACGUCUAACGAUUAUGUCAAUCUUGGAGGUCUACAUUUUUUAAAUGUAGCUUUUAAUAAUAUUUCGAAAUUGGAGCCUGAAACAUUUAAAUCGUUACAAGAUUUGAUAUAUUUUGACAUUUCUAACAAUCCUUUAAGUGGUUCAUUAGAAACAGGUACCUUUAAAGGGUUGAAUUCUCUACCAAAACUUGAUUUAUCUGGUAAUCAAUUGAGGGCUGUCGAAAAUAAUUCUCUGAGCGGCAUGUAUCAACUGACUGAAUUUAAUGCAUCCCAUGGGAUCAUUAAUAGGCUUGAUUAUAAUACAUUCAUGAAUACAGGUCUUUUAAAAUUUGUUGAUUUAUCAUUUAAUAGAAUUUCGACAUUUUUGGUCAACUCAACACACCUGUCAAAUAUCACUACACUGAUGUUAAAUAAUAAUAUGUUAAGUGAAGUUUGUGACAGUACCUUUAAGGGGUUGCAUUAUUUAGAAAUUAUAGGUUUAGGCACAAACCAUAUUAUGAGAAUUAGCAUUGAUGCUUUUAAAGAUCAAACUAACUUAAAGUAUUUAGAUUUGUCAUUUAAUAAUAACAUGAAGUUUAAUGUGUCGAAUAUAAAGUUUAACACAAAAUUAAAUACUCUAUAUCUGUCCGGACUUAAAAGCAAAAUAGAUUUUACGGAAGAAAAUUUUUUACCAAUAAAGACCUUAAAUUUAGCGCAAAAUGGUAUAGAAAAUAUAAAAAUACUAAAUUUAAAACCGUUGUUUCAGCUAGAAGAUUUUUCUUUAUCAUUUAAUAAUAUACAGAAAUUACGCGUAGGCGAUUUAUGUGGCAUGAAAUCUUUGUUGUCAUUAGACUUAAGUAAUAACAAUAUCACUUCAAUACAACCUAAUGUUUUUGAAUAUAACACUCUCUUAACAUUCCUUAAUAUUUCUCACAACAUGCUUAGUGAAUUAAACUAUGGAAUUUUUCAACAUUUAAUACAUUUAAAAAAGUUGGAUUUGUCGUAUAAUAAAAUAAAUGAUCUUAGAAGUGAACGUUUUUAUGAACUGCCUAAUUUAUUAAUACUUAUAGUCGACCAUAAUAAAAUUAAUUUAAUUAAUGCAUACGAAUUUGGUACACUGGACGUACUAAGCAUAGGCGAAAAUCUUUUACCAUGUGAUCUUUUGGUUAAUUUAGAUAAGGCUGGUACGCCAUUUAAAUUAACUGCAAUACAUCUCGUGUAUAACAAAGAAAACUUUCAUGGUAUAACAUGUAACAAUCGUUUAAACUCAGAAACUAUCAGUUCAAAAAACCGUUCAGAUUUAACUAAAAUCUCCGAAAACAAUCAAGUAUUUUUUGAAAUUAGAGAUGAAUUAGUAAAAAUUGCAAGUGGACAAAAAUCGCAAAUAGAAAAAGACCACGUUAUUGAACAAUACCCAAAGUCAAAUAUAAAUGAGUUAUCACAGACAAUUUUAAAACAAAAUGAGCAACUUGUUGAACUGGCAAACUUUUCAGCAGCAAUGGUGAAAAACACAAAUGAUACGAAUAUUUUAUUACAAAGAAUGUUAAAGAGAAUAAGUGAGUAUCGAACAACAGUAUUCUCUAAGAACAAUGUUAGUUUGGACAAUGUUCUACCUUAUAUCAAUGAAAUAAGGCAAGAGCUGGAGGAUCGUAUAUCUUCAGAAAAAAAGAAUAUAAUGGCAGAAAUAAAUUCUAAAUUAUCAUCAAUAAAAUCAAAUUUCGAUAACAGACAUGUCGAAUUGUCGACUACCGCACCUGCUUUAGAACUGUCGCAAAAAUUUGAUAAUAGUAAGGUACAAUCAGAAUCAGUAUUUACUGAAACAUGUGUUGGUAUUAUAUUAGUUAUACUUGUUGGAUAUAUUUUGUAUAAAGUUUAUAAAUCCAAAAUAUAUAUUAGGCCUCGUAGAUCAUCGAGUAUUAGAGAACUCGAAAGCCCGAAUUUGUAACUAAACGUAUUUCAUUCACUACCAUUUAAUUAUUGUAAUUCGUGUAAUUAUCAUGCGACUUUAUUUCUAAGCGAUAAAGAUAAAUAUAUGUCCAUUUCUCUAUGUAAGUAUAUUAUCCCCAAUUAAAGGACAUGUAAUAGCAAAAACAUUAAAGUAGCAGAAAUAAAGAUUAUUUUUAUUGUU
Amyelois transitella is the source of this 3578-nucleotide messenger RNA. Its product is annotated as protein artichoke-like. The coding region runs from base 90 to 3395 and encodes 1101 amino acids. The transcript is spliced from 3 exons. The record is from RefSeq and is a predicted model, not a curated record. Lineage: Eukaryota; Metazoa; Arthropoda; Insecta; Lepidoptera; Pyralidae. Gene Ontology annotation, molecular function: protein binding.